AUGAGUUCCAUAACAAAGGAAUGUAAAAAUAAGUUUAUACCAGACGAUAUUGAUGAUUUCAUAACGUUUGAGCCAAAACUAUCGCCAAAAUGUAAGAAGACUCUAAAGCGUCGUAAACUAGUUGAUGAAAUGGAUCAAGACAUUCGUGGAAAAGAUGUUUACAAUAAAAAGGGCAAAAAAAGUAAUAGAAUUACUAAUGACUCCCAAAUAUGUAGCGAAUAUAAACAGAAGAUAUUGAAUAAUAUGAACGAGCAGUUGAACUCCGGAAAACAAAUGAACGAGACUAUGCAAAAGAAAGUUUCUGAAUUCAUAACAGAUUUGGAGAGAGAUUACUCUGUCUUAAAAAACAAUGUGAAAGAGUUGGAAGAAUUCACUACUGCCACUAUGAAUUGCCUGCAUCAAACUACAACUGCGAUUAAGCAAAAAAUUGAUAUUUUAAAGGAAAUGGAACAGACUUAUAAAAAACAAUGUAAAGCUACGGACGAAACACACCAAUUAGAAAUAAACCAAUUAGAGGAAGAUUUAAAUAGAGAGGUGGAGAAAGUAAAAGAAAAAUUGGCAUCUGCAACUAAGAAGAGUUAUUUAGACAUGUUUCAACGUUCGUUUAUUCAAGCUAUGAAGAAUAAUAAUUAG
Messenger RNA from Pieris macdunnoughi, 633 nucleotides. NCBI's taxonomy places the organism in Eukaryota, Metazoa, Arthropoda, Insecta, Lepidoptera, Pieridae. The record is from the annotation of a GenBank genome assembly.